This is a messenger RNA of Impatiens glandulifera, 1790 nucleotides long. Its product is annotated as histidinol dehydrogenase, chloroplastic. The transcript is spliced from 14 exons. Gene Ontology annotation, molecular function: histidinol dehydrogenase activity; metal ion binding; NAD binding. Gene Ontology annotation, biological process: L-histidine biosynthetic process. NCBI's taxonomy places the organism in Eukaryota, Viridiplantae, Streptophyta, Magnoliopsida, Ericales, Balsaminaceae. Gene Ontology annotation, cellular component: chloroplast stroma; cytoplasm. The record is from RefSeq and is a predicted model, not a curated record. The coding region runs from base 160 to 1626 and encodes 488 amino acids.
AUCUACCCAACCCUAACGCAAUCCAUAUUGCAGAAAGCUUCAAUCUUGCUGAAGAAGCCGUCGUCAUCGGACUUCCUUCAUCUCCACCAGCAUCUGUGAUCUUCAAUUGAUGGAAUACAACAACGAAUUAGCUUGAUAAUAUAUAGGUUAGUAGCUUUGAUGGACUCUCAGCUUCUUUCAUUUAAUUGGAGUAGGUGUUUGAGUACCUCAUUCCAAAAUCAUCGUUCUCAACUAAUUGCUCCCCAAAGGAAUAAUCGGAAAUUUUCUUGUAACUUGACUGUAGGAUUAUCUCGUUUUGUUGUAAGCUGUUCAAUGAAGACAUAUAAGCUAGCAGAACUUACUCCGGCUGAGGUUAACAGUCUCAAGUCCCGUCCACGGAUUGAUUUCUCAUCCAUUUUUAACAUUGUUAACCCCAUUGUUGAUGAUGUGCAACGCAGAGGAGAUGCUGCUGUUAAAGACUAUACAUCGAAGUUUGACAAAGUUCAACUUGACAAGAUAGUUGAAGAUAUCAAUGACCUUCCGGACCCCAAGCUUGAUGCAGCUGUCAAAGAGGCAUUUGAUGUGGCAUACGAUAAUAUUUAUGCAUUCCAUGCUGCACAGCAGUCACCAGAGAUUACUGUUGAGAACAUGAAAGGUGUUAAAUGUAAACGUGUAUCAAGAGGUAUAUCUUCUGUGGGCCUUUAUGUUCCAGGUGGCACUGCAAUUUUGCCUUCAACAGCUUUAAUGCUUUCAAUUCCUGCAAAGAUAGCUGGGUGCAAGACAACUGUACUUGCGACUCCUCCAACACAGGAUGGAAGCAUCUGCAAGGAAGUGCUAUAUUGUGCAAAGAAAGCUGGUGUGACUCAUAUUCUCAAGGCUGGAGGAGCUCAGGCCAUUGCUGCCAUGGCAUGGGGGACUGAAACUUGCCCCAAGGUGGAGAAGAUCUUUGGGCCUGGAAACCAAUAUGUCACUGCUGCUAAAAUGAUUCUCCAGAAUAGUGAGGCUAUGGUCUCAAUCGACAUGCCUGCUGGACCAUCUGAAGUUCUGGUGAUUGCAGACAAACACGCCAAUCCCGUGCACAUAGCUGCAGAUUUGCUUUCACAGGCUGAGCAUGGGCCCGAUAGUCAAGUGGUUCUUGUAAUUGCGGGAGAUGGUGUUGAUGUGGUUGCAAUAGAGGAAGAAAUCAGCAAGCAAUGCAAUUGUCUACCAAGAGGAGACCUUGCAUCAAAAGCUCUUGGCCAUAGUUUCAUUGUUUUUGCCCGUGACAUGCUAGAGGCAAUUUCUUUCUCAAAUCUAUAUGCACCCGAGCAUCUGAUUAUCAAUGUGAAAGAUGCAGAGAAAUGGGAGAAUUUUGUUGAAAAUGCAGGGUCGGUGUUUCUGGGUGAGUGGACACCAGAGAGUGUAGGAGAUUACGCAAGUGGAACAAACCAUGUCCUUCCUACAUAUGGUUAUUCCCGCAUGUAUAGUGGUGUGUCUUUAAGUUCAUUCUUGAAGUACAUAACUGUUCAGUCCUUAACUGAGGAAGGGCUUCAAUCUCUUGGUCCUUACGUGGCCACCAUGGCUGAGAUCGAGGGUCUCGAAGCUCAUAAGCGAGCUGUAACCCUUAGACUACAGGAUAUUAAGGCACGACAACAAGCCUCCUCCUAAUCGGUCUCGGUUUAAUUUGUCAAACUGUAUUUAAUUUUCAGGAUUUUGGUUUCUUUACACACAUUGUGAUUGUUGUUGAGCUUGAUACAUGUUUUUUUUAGUUAAUUUGACCAGUUAUAACACUAAACACAUGUAUCAUCCUUGUUUUCUCUAUUAUGAACAGA